Molecule: messenger RNA, 852 nt
Organism: Rangifer tarandus platyrhynchus (Svalbard reindeer)
Lineage: Eukaryota; Metazoa; Chordata; Mammalia; Artiodactyla; Cervidae
Source: the annotation of a GenBank genome assembly
AUGAGAAAUACCAGCAAGGAGCUGCAUGGGGCCGCGAGCCGCUACGCGCCCUGCGACUGGUAUUACGACCUUCCUGUGAAGCAGUCAGAGAAGGCCAUGGAUGCCCCACCAGCAUCGCAGAUUCCUGGCCUCAGCGACCUGAGGGAAGCCCCCAGCGGGCACACGCUCGGGAUGCGGAGGUACUGGGUGAAGGAGACAGACUCGGAGUACGUGAAGCUGGCCAAGCAAGGUGGCCGCCCUGAUCUGUUGAAGCACUUUGCCCCCGGGACCACGAAGGGCUCCCCGGUGGCCUACUCCUUGCCAGACUGGUACAUCCACCACAGCAAGCCGCCGACGGCAGACCAGAGACAGGUCCCUGCCGUGUCCAUGCCCGAUUACAUGGUUUAUGAAGAGUUUAACCCCGAUCGGGCCACUGGCAACUUCGAGUCCAGAAUGGGCCCCUUCGACUUUGACAUGAAGACGGUUUGGCAAAGAGAGGCUGAGGAACUUGAAAAGGAGAAAAAAAAGGUGAGGCUGCCAGCCAUCAAGUCUAAGUAUCCAAGCAAAGUGGGGACCCCUCUUGGCCACAGAGACCCUGCAGGAAGCAAAUUGUCCUUUCCACCCAUACCUGGUCAAAGACCCAGUUCACCUACAAACUUUUCCAAACUGAUUAGCAAUGGAUAUAAGGAUGAGUGGUUACAGCAGCAAGCAGACUCAGACAAGAGGACCCCGCAAACCCCUCGAUCCUCUGUCUCAUCUCCAUCCCCACUGGACGCUGAGCCGCCCCCAGACCCAGAAGCUCCUGGAGGCGCCAAGGAAGCCCCAGGUUCAGCACCACCUCCACCCAACUCAACGCCCGUGGAGCUCAAAUAA